CCAGGGAAGUGAUGGAGGAACUGGCAACCGCCAUGUCGAAGUUAGCAAGAUCUUUAGCAGGAGUUUUAGUGGAGUGUUUGGGCCACCGAAAAGAAAUAUUUGACGAUAUCUGCGACGAAAGCACAUGCUUCCUCCGAUUGAAUCAUUACCCAAUCUGUCCAUUUCCCGGCGAAGUUUCCGGCCUGGUGCCCCACACGGACAGCGAUUUUCUUACCAUACUUCAUCAAGAUCGCAGCGGCGGGCUGCAGCUGAUGAAAGGAUCGCAAUGGGUAGCUGUAAAACCCAAUCCAGAAGCCCUUGUUGUCAACAUUGGAGAUCUUCUACAGGUGUGGAGCAAUGAUACUUACAAAAGUGUGAAGCACAGGGUCGUGACUAAUUCAAUGCGGGAAAGAUAUUCGAUAGCGUACUUCCUCUGCCCUUCUUAUCAUUCUCCAAUUGGGAGUUGCAGACAACCUUCACCGUAUAGACACUUCACUUUCGCUGAGUACAGAAAGCAAGUUAGAGAUGAUGUGGAAAAAAUUGGAUACAAAGUAGGUCUUUCAAAAUUUCGGCUCGUCAAUAUCAAUACCAAUUCAAACUCAAAUAACUAG
Molecule: messenger RNA, 590 nt
Organism: Cucurbita pepo subsp. pepo (vegetable marrow)
Lineage: Eukaryota; Viridiplantae; Streptophyta; Magnoliopsida; Cucurbitales; Cucurbitaceae
Source: RefSeq, a predicted model, not a curated record